UGACCGAGUUAGGUCGUGGUCUGACAGCUGGUACGUGGAUCUAGCCAGUAGCCACAGUUUUAUGAUUACGUUUUUAUAAAUCCGUAGGUUACUAAGGUCAGAAAGAGUUGUAGAUCCAUAUGGUCAAGAAAGGAGUGUGAAUUGUUGAAUUUGUUGUAAAAGUUAUUUUUCUGCAUUCUGCCUGAUGCAACAACAUGUCAACACAUGUCAAUCGUCCGCUCUUCUGGAUAAUCAGGAGGUACACUGGGGAAUAUCUCCGAAAAUGUAACAUUUUGAACGAGCGAACACGAGGACGAGUUUCCGGUGCCUCUGUCGGUUACAAACAGCACUCAACGGGAGACGCAAACACCUGUCAUGUCAACAAUGUUCCGACCAUUUGGAGCGCAGGAGGCGGCAGGGGCAGGGGCUCAGAGCGGACUACUCUCCUCAAGUCAGUUGCUGUUGGGUUGGGACUCGGUAGUGCGGCAGUUCUGCAUUUCAGAGGGGACGAGGAGGACGUUUGUGAGAGGAGAGGUUUACUUUGUGAUUCGAUCCUAGAACGUGUCUUGCCAACAGCCCACUGUGCAUCUCCUUUUAAACCCGACAGUCCACGAUUCAAGUUCAACUUCAUUGCGGAUGUGGUGGAAAAAUCUACGCCCGCUGUCGUGUAUAUUGAAAUCGUCGGCAGGCACCCGUUCUCCGGUCGGGAAGUCCCCAUCUCCAACGGUUCUGGUUUCAUUGUCAGCAGUGAUGGGCUCAUAGUCACCAAUGCUCAUGUAGUGGCCAAUAAGAGAGGAGUCCGGGUCAAGCUAACCAAUGGGGAGACGUAUAACGCCACUGUGCAAGACGUCGAUCAGGUGGCGGACAUAGCCACUAUAAAAAUCAAUGCCCAGCACCCUCUCCCUACUCUCUCUCUGGGGCUGUCGUCGGAUGUGCGUCAGGGGGAGUUUGUGGUUGCCAUGGGCAGCCCGUUUGCCCUGAGGAACACCAUCACGUCAGGUAUUGUCUCUUCAGUCCAGCGGGGCAGCAAGGAGCUGGGUCUGUCCAAACCCAACAUGGACUAUAUCCAGACAGACGCUGCCAUCGAUUUUGGGAAUUCUGGAGGGCCUCUGAUUAAUCUGGAUGGUGAGGUGAUCGGCAUCAACACCAUGAAGGUGACGGCAGGGAUCUCCUUCGCGAUCCCCUCGGAUCACGUCAAACACUUCCUGAACCAAGCCUCCGACAAGAAGAAGUCUCGAUUGGGGGUGUUGGACACCAAGCGGAGAUACAUCGGGGUCAUGAUGCUAACCCUGACUCCAAGUAUCAUUGCCGAGUUGAAGCUGAGGGAUCCCUCCUUCCCUGAUGUCACUUACGGGAUCAUGAUCCACCGUGUCAUCAUAGGCUCUCCAGCCAACAGGGCAGGUAUGAAGCCAGGUGACAUAGUGCUGGAGAUCAAUGGCACCAAGGUGAAUACGUCAGAGGAGAUUUACAAUGCCGUGAGGACCAGCGACAGCAUCACCAUGGUGAUCAGAAGGGGUCAGGACCUACUCAGACUACACAUGACCCCAGAGUUCACAGAGUGAUGUCAUCAAACAUUGCCAGUUAGUGGAGCCACAUGAUAUAGAGGUAGUGUACGAAGAAGAGGACAGUUGGUGCACUGAAGAGGACGGGGAUACUGAAUGAUCCCACCCACAACAUGCUAUCACAUUACUGUCUGUGUGGUUCUACACAUUAAAUAAACCACAGGACAGAAGUCAUGUAAAGAUAUAAGAUGGCCUAUUAACAGAUAGCAGCCGACUUUAAAGCCGAGUCCAGUCUGACUGAUAUACAAAUCACCUUGUAUCAUAAAUAACUACUCCAAUAUUAUUUGUAGAUCCAUCAGUCACAAUUUACACGAUACAUCGCAGUUUUGAUGCUCUCGAACACUGCCUACCAUGGGUUUACAGUCGUGAGAUAAGAUGGGCUAUGAUUAACACAGUAUUAGAUACUGUAACUGAAGGCUGAAGAAAGUGACAGUUGGUUGUGACUGAUUGGGUUCAAACCAAGACACUGCCCUCAACAGACCACCAUGUGAUUUAUAAUGAAACGGAUACUUAUACUAACAUAUUGAGCUAUAAGGCUCUGCACUGAAGUAUUUACAGUUAUGACAUCAAUAUACAGUACAUCCAUCAAUUGACUUGUAUUGUUUUGGUAUUUAAUUACAACCUCAUUGAAGAUCUGAUAUAACCAACAAGAGGUGUGAUUCAAUCCGAUCUGUGGUCGAUCCGCGUUAUAGCAUGCUUGACAUUUUAAAGGUAAUUUUUAAUACAGCCAACAAAUGAAAUGUUUAAAAAUUAAUGCAUCUCUGCUAAUGUGGUGAAAUUGUCUUUAAAAGUUGUAUUGUCUACAAGUGCUUUCAGAUUAAAUCCCGCCCAAGGUUGUAAUUAGGGUUUUCACUAUAAUACACUGUAUCAGUUGUGUGCACAAUAUUUUUACUGAAAGUCACUACAAUAAACUAUUUUAAAAUGUU
Messenger RNA from Oncorhynchus masou masou (cherry salmon), 2467 nucleotides. RefSeq names its product serine protease HTRA2, mitochondrial-like. The record is from RefSeq and is a predicted model, not a curated record. The transcript has 7 exons. NCBI's taxonomy places the organism in Eukaryota, Metazoa, Chordata, Actinopteri, Salmoniformes, Salmonidae. Gene Ontology annotation, biological process: programmed cell death; proteolysis; positive regulation of apoptotic process. Gene Ontology annotation, cellular component: mitochondrion. Bases 195 to 1541 code for a protein of 448 amino acids. Gene Ontology annotation, molecular function: serine-type endopeptidase activity; protein binding.